Messenger RNA from Benincasa hispida (wax gourd), 1914 nucleotides. RefSeq names its product geraniol 8-hydroxylase-like. The record is from RefSeq and is a predicted model, not a curated record. Lineage: Eukaryota; Viridiplantae; Streptophyta; Magnoliopsida; Cucurbitales; Cucurbitaceae. Gene Ontology annotation, molecular function: oxidoreductase activity, acting on paired donors, with incorporation or reduction of molecular oxygen; heme binding; iron ion binding.
CUCUACUGAAAAAAUAAAAAUAAAAGCCCAUUACAUAUACAUACAUAGAGCUACUAGUCAUCACUUAGAUGAAAAAAAAAACAACAAUAAUAUCCAUCCAACGAAUGGUGGAAAAUGAAAGGAAAACAAGUGGGAUGGGAUAAAUCACAAGCUGAUAAAUGGACUUGGAUUGACAAAUGCCACACCUAUAUUAACACAUCCAAUUCCAAUUGGCUCUUUCUUGACCACCGAGAGCAAAGAAGAUGGAUUCUUUCUCCUUCUGUUUCUUAAUCUCCCUUAUCUCCAUUUUCAUAACCCUCCGCCGUCUGAUUACAACGAGAAGAAACCCCAAGCUUCCCCCCGGACCAACACCCCUUCCCAUCAUCGGAAACCUAUUGGAUCUUGGACACAACCCCCACCAAUCUCUCGCCAAACUUGCCAAGUCUUAUGGUCCAAUUAUGUCGUUAAAGCUCGGCCAAGUCACCGCCGUCGUCGUAUCAUCACCGGAGACGAUCCAACAAGUCCUUCAAACACAUGACCAUGUCUUAUCAUACAGAGCUGUUCCCGAUGCGCUAUCGGCUUACGACCAUGGUCAACAAGGACUCCCAUGGAUUCCCAUUUUCCCAACUUACAAAAACAUUAGAAGAAUCUUCAACAACUAUCUUUUAUCUCCAAAGACUCUCAACACCAGUCGAAAUCUCCGCCGUAUGAGAAUAGACGACCUUGUUGAUAACGUUCGACGAAGCGCAGUGAAUGGCGAGGCGGUGGACAUUCGAGGAGUUGUGUUUGCGACGACGCUUAAUUUGAUAUCGUAUUCGAUUUGGUCUAUGGAUUUGGUGGACCCAAAUUCUAAAAUGGCUAAAGAAUUCGAGGAAACAUUGAGAGGAAUCAUUGAAGAAGCUGGAAGAGCCAAUAUUAGUGACUUUUUUCCGGUGCUGAAGAAGAUGGAUAUUCAAGGUGUAAGGAGACGCAUCACCGUUCGUUUAGGAAUAAUGUUGGAUUUGAUUGAUGAGACGAUUGAUCAACGGCUGAAGAUGCAGGAAUCGCCUGAUUUCACACAACAAAAUGAUAUGCUACAUCAUCUACUCAACACGAGGGAGGACAACAACGAGAUCCCUCUUGAUAGAAACCAAAUCAAACAUUCAAUAUUCGUCUUGUUUAUUGGAAGCACAGAAACAACUGCAUCAGUAGUAGAAUGGGCAAUGGCACAUAUUUUAAGAAAUCCAAAAGUUAUGUGGAGAGCCAAAGAAGAGAUGUUUCAAGUGAUAGGAAAAGGGAAUCCAAUUGAGGAAUCACACAUCGAGAAGCUUCCAUAUUUACAAGCAAUCAUAAAAGAAACCUUACGGAUGCAAUCUGCACUGCUUCUUCCUCGUAAAACCGAAUCAGAGGUCAAAAUUUCAGGCUUCACAAUCCCAAAGGGCACUCAAAUAAUUGUCAAUAUGUGGGCUUUAGGUAGAGACUCGAACUUAUGGGAAAAUCCAGAUUUGUUCAUGCCAGAGAGGUUCUUGGAUUGUGAAGUUAAAAGAAGAGAUUUUGAGUUCAUUCCAUUUGGUAGUGGGAGGAGAAAUUGCCCUGGUCAGCAUUUAGCAACGAGGAUGUUGCAUUUGAUGGUGGGUUCUUUUGUUCAUUGGUUUGAUUGGAAGCUUGAAGAUGGAGUCACACCACAGAAUUUGAAUAUGGAUGAAAAUUUUGGUAUUACUUUGGAGAAAGCUCAACCUUUACGAGCCGUGCCUCUUCUUAUAUAAACAAAACUCCUAAUUAAUUACAUUCUUUUUCUUUUAAUGUUAAUAGAAUAUAGCUCUGUAUUAGGGGACAUUGCAACUUCAAUUAAAAAAAAAAAAAUUGAAAAUUUAGAUCGUGUCCCUAGUUUUUGUUUUUUUGCAAACAUGAACAAUCGCACAUAUGCGGCCAUGAUUCAUUGACUUUCUCCUUAAA